Molecule: messenger RNA, 936 nt
Organism: Cebus imitator (Panamanian white-faced capuchin)
Lineage: Eukaryota; Metazoa; Chordata; Mammalia; Primates; Cebidae
Gene: SPMIP2
Product: chromosome unknown C4orf45 homolog
Exons: 5
Coding region: 395-775 (126 amino acids)
Source: RefSeq, a predicted model, not a curated record
AGGCAUUCCAGCGCGCCCUGUCUACGAGGCUAGCAAAUGGGCUUGAACAGGAGAUAGCACAGGCUCCGGAAAGCUCUCCUACCCCACCCGCUUUUGUGUUUACACAAAACGCUCAAUUAUUUCCUUCUGAAACAGAGGCCAGGUCUGUUCUCAAAUACCAAGCUUUGGAAGAGGUAUGAUUACUUAAGCGAGUUCAGGAGGCCUAGAGAAGGGCAAAACAGUACCUUUAUAGACUGCAAAACAUCCCCGAAAACGUGAACAAUCAUCUUUGAAGGAAGGUCCAGACUAUGUAAAGGAUUACUUGCCUAAAGUUCAUCAACACACUUCCUAUGUAGGAGAACAGCAUCCAACAUUAGAAAAAACUGGAGAUCUCAGAUAUUUAUGGAGGCCUGCCAUGAAUAGAAGCUUCCCAGCAAAAUAUAAACAUGAGUACGUUGGUGAAAUUGGCUGGGGAGUAACACAGUAUAAUUUUAUCAACAAAUCAAGACUGGAGAGUGGCUUUCAUAUCAAGUAUGCAGAACUAAGUCAAGCUUCCCUUGAUGCAAUAACCCACAGAUAUCAAAACCCAUGGCAACCAAAACCUCAUGUCCUGGAUAUGCAAGGAAAACACAGUCGUGCCUCUUUUGCCUGGCAUAUGAGUGAUUUUGAGGACACUGAUCGGAGAGAUUCCAAAUGGGCUACUCUUGUUAGGCAGAGUAAGUCACUAACGCCAAGAACUUCCGAGCUGUCUAAGCUGCCGAAGCUACCAAAAAAGGAAAAGAAAAGGAAACAUUAGCCUCUAAAUCAGCAUAACUCAACCUGCUUCUAGAAGGAAAAACUGCCUACAACUGUAGAAUGAAAAAUAAGAUCAUAAAAAUCCAUAAAUGCUUCUCAUAUUGCCCCAGGAAAGAUGUCUUACAAAAGUAUGCUUCAGCUUAAAAUACAGAGUUUGGAAAA